Arvicola amphibius (Eurasian water vole) is the source of this 1637-nucleotide messenger RNA. RefSeq names its product DIM1 rRNA methyltransferase and ribosome maturation factor (gene Dimt1). Gene Ontology annotation, cellular component: mitochondrial matrix. NCBI's taxonomy places the organism in Eukaryota, Metazoa, Chordata, Mammalia, Rodentia, Cricetidae. Gene Ontology annotation, biological process: rRNA methylation. The record is from RefSeq and is a predicted model, not a curated record. Gene Ontology annotation, molecular function: rRNA (adenine-N6,N6-)-dimethyltransferase activity. Bases 86 to 1027 code for a protein of 313 amino acids. The transcript has 12 exons.
UCUUGGCGCCUUGGUCGUGUCGGUGCAGACGGCGACUAACACGCGGUGCUCGGCUCCCUUCGCUUGUCCUGAGACUCCAGAGAAGAUGCCAAAGGCCAAGUCCGCGGCGAGUGGCCGCCGGCGCGAGCGGCUGGAGCAGCGCCGGGAGCUGAAGCGGGCCGGAGGACUCAUGUUCAACACAGGGAUUGGACAGCACAUUUUGAAAAAUCCUCUAAUUGUCAACAGCAUUAUCGAUAAGGCAGCGUUAAGACCUACUGAUGUCGUGCUAGAAGUUGGGCCUGGGACUGGAAACAUGACCGUCAAGCUGUUAGAAAAGGCCAAAAAGGUAGUUGCCUGUGAACUUGAUCCAAGGCUAGUAGCUGAACUUCACAAAAGAGUUCAGGGCACGCCUCUGGCCAGCAAACUCCAGGUCCUGGUGGGAGACGUAUUGAAAUCGGAUUUGCCGUUCUUUGAUGCUUGUGUGGCAAACUUGCCUUAUCAGAUCUCCUCUCCUUUUGUCUUCAAGUUGCUGCUUCACCGACCAUUUUUCAGAUGUGCUAUACUUAUGUUUCAAAGAGAAUUUGCUCUUCGUUUGGUUGCAAAACCUGGGGAUAAAUUAUACUGCAGACUCUCCAUUAAUACACAGCUUUUAGCACGUGUGGACCAUCUAAUGAAGGUGGGGAAGAAUAACUUCAGACCGCCCCCAAAGGUAGAGUCCAGCGUUGUAAGGAUAGAACCUAAGAAUCCGCCACCACCUAUCAAUUUUCAGGAAUGGGAUGGCCUAGUAAGGAUCACUUUUGUUCGGAAAAACAAGACACUGUCUGCUGCAUUCAAAUCAAGUGCAGUACAACAGCUGUUGGAAAGAAACUACAGAAUUCAUUGUUCAGUACAUAAUACUGUAAUACCAGAAGAUUUCAGUAUAGCAGAUAAAAUACAGCAAAUCCUAACCAGCACAGGUUUUAGUGACAAACGGGCCCGUUCCAUGGACAUAGAUGACUUUAUCAGGUUGCUACAUGGAUUCAAUGCAGAAGGCAUCCACUUUUCCUAGCCAUUUGAAAACAGGUUUUUCCCAAGACCAAGAAAAAAUGAAAUUAUAAAUCCCUAUUAUUAUUAUCCAUGGUCAAAGUGGUUAAUUCUACAUAUUUUUGUUUUUGUUUUAAAUAUACUACAAAGGGAGGGUUCAAUAACCAUUUUCAAGUUUAAAAGCCGCAGAUACGCACAACCAUGCACUUAAACUUUCUAACAGCUUACUGUAUAAAGAUGUUACUGUGUUAUGGACGAUGAGGCCUGCUUUAGGCCUGCAGCUCGGUCACCUACUCACAAAUUCUCAUUCACAUGUACAGUGCCUUACUUCACACGACUUUCCUUUAAACACCCUCUUCAUCCUAGACAGUCUCCAUGUGUUAAUGCCAUCUUUGUUAGAUGACCUGUUACAACACAGACAACUGUACAGUUCUGGAUAAGCCAGAGUCUGCUGCAGUCAUAUAGUGCAGGCAUGUCCUGUAUGACUCUCCCUGUGAAAUGCAGACGCUUAGAAAGAAGCUAAUUAUAAAAUCAUGUUAAGUCUGUUUUCUUGGGGGAGACAAGAUUUCAGAUUUAGAAAAAUCCCACUGAGUUUAUAAGUCAAAUGGGCUUUAUUAAAUUGAUUUUUUCUUUCA